AUGAUUGAACCUGUGGACCCGCUGUACUACCGUAAGGUUCAAUUUUGUUUGGAUGGCGAUGGGACAGGCUGUGAUGAUAAGAGUGGAGGUUCUGCGAACUCUCUUGUGACGUUAAAUGGAGAGAAACUCGUUCCAACGGUUUCAUGGGACACUGUGCCUAUUGAAGGCAGUGGAGCGGAUGACGAAGUGGAUGAUUAUAUGUCUUACGAACCUCUGAAUCUGGAUAGCUCUAUGGACUAUUUGUACUCUGGGGAAACUGAAUUGGAUUACAUGAAGAAUCCUGCACGGUCUAAAAAUUAUUUGAGCCAGGCUCCCACUAGUAGGGUGCGUGGGUCUUCACCGGUGCGACUGGGCUUUGGGGUUGCCUCCUCUGCUCAGCAGUUGGAUGUUGGCGUACGCGAUACUGCGGCAAAGAUUAUGAUUGGGCCCGGUGGGGAAAUCAGAAGAAGGGACUACCCUAGUAGGCCCAUCUUGGUGAGUAAUGCAUUGAUCAAGAGCCAAUACCAUAAGGACUGGAAAAAGAAAUGGCGGAAACAAGUAGAAACAGUGGAGUACAGGAUAGGUAAAGCUCAGUCAGAAUACUUCAAGUACCCAGAAAUCCUGUUUCCGGAGCAAAAGGUCGAUCUAACAGAUGCACCAGUGGUGAACGAAAAUGGAGAAGUCAUCGAAAAGAGAAAAAGAGCCAACUUAAGGAGACAACUCCGUGUCAUUCGAACACCUACUGGUAUUGCUAAGACUCCAAGAACGGUCUUGGUGCAUAUCAGUGGAAGACGGCAUACCUGGGUGGCUCUGGACUGGGCAAUCAAUCAAUUGGCUAAUGACACAGAUUAUAUCGUUAUUCUUGCUAAUAUCCCAGAACGCAUGACAUCUGAUAGACACAGAUCAUUAUCCAGAUCGCGAUCAAGGUCGGCUUCCAGAUCUCGCUCAAGGUCAAGGUCGAGAAUGAGAUCACUGUCUCGCAAUCGAGACAUUCGAGCUGGAACAGGUGAUGAUGUUAUCUAUGAUGAUUAUGAUCCAUCAGAUGAUAUAUGGUGCGAUGGCUACACUGUUGGUGAGGUCAACGCCCUUCUACAAAGAUUAAUUGAUUAUUGUACCAUUAUAAUGGGUGACAGGAAGGUGAAACUAACGAUUGAAAUAGUAGUUGGUAGUACUUCAAAAGUUUUAAUCAAUUCAUUGAACGCUUAUGCUCCAGAUUUCUUCGUUAUUGGUACUCCAGUGGAUAGAGAUGGAUCUAACAACAUUGUAAUACACAGAUGUAGACAUUUGAGUCCCGUAGUAAUGCAAAAUUUCCCAAUACCCUUGUUCGUGGUUGCAGCAAGGAAAAUGGGCUGGUUCGAAUUGAGAUUGCAACGGGAGAUUUUACUUAAACAAAAACAAAUUCAGUCGUCAAGAGUUGUUCCAAAUAUUAAUACGUCUACAAACAUUGAUAAACUGGAUGGAACAUCUAGGCAGACAGAUAGCAGUGAUGAAGAUGAGGCUGAUAAUAUUUCUCACUUAUCUCUUGACGAUAUGGAAAAAACUGUUAACACGAUCAAGCAACUAAGGCGUCGAUACCGCAGUUUGCUUGAGAAAAAGAUGGGUUUACUAGAUGUUGACUCAACACUCUCGACAAAGCAAAGGCAUUUUGAGAAAAUUGACUCUACCAUAAACGCUACUUUGAAUUUUAAUAAAGAACUUGAGUCUUUGGGCGAUGCCGAAUACGUAAUGCAAAUAAGGAAAACUUGGACAGGUGGCAUCAGACCUAGGAUCACAAAGAAGAAGUCUAUGUUGGAUGUUAGCGAUGUACCUCGUAAAAAACCAUCGAAUGUUAAUCCUAGCACAGCACCAGCUAUCAAUAUAGCGAAGGUCACUAAACUGAGUCAACAAGGGGAUAAAAAGAAAGACUUAACUCCAUCAUCUGUUUCUUCUCGACCCUCAAAUGCCAAUCCCGCUGCCAUAAAAUUCGCCCAUUCAGUCAAACCAAAGGAUGGUAUGAGUGCUAUACAACGGAUUAAAACGGUUGAAGCGAACAAUUCUGAACUAUCGCCCCUAGAGAGAGAUCUGUCGUCAAUUUCUUUAGUGCCGGUUCGAUCCCACCAGCCAAAAUCUGAAUCAGAUUCAACAUUAAGAAAAGUUAUGAGCACAACUUCUUUGGAUAAAAAGGAGCGCAAAAGAUCACGAUUAUUUACAUUCUUAUUCGGUGGAAAUCAGAACAGCUCAAGCGUUUCGGAUAGCAAUAGUGAUUUGAGUCCUUCUCUGAGCUUUACUAGUUCUCGUAGGGGAAGCAUGUCAAGUCAAUCUUCUGGUGAGUCAAAGAAAAAAAGAGGUCUGUACCUCUUCAAGAAACUUGAUCACAUAUAA
Messenger RNA from Kluyveromyces marxianus DMKU3-1042, 2340 nucleotides. RefSeq names its product Jip4p (gene JIP4). The record is from RefSeq and is a predicted model, not a curated record. The coding region runs from base 1 to 2340 and encodes 779 amino acids. NCBI's taxonomy places the organism in Eukaryota, Fungi, Ascomycota, Saccharomycetes, Saccharomycetales, Saccharomycetaceae. The transcript has a single exon.